UUAAAUCUGCAUGCCCGCUGGGCGCCCAUCGCCACUCGCCAUGGAAAGCAGGCUUAUCCCCACACUGUGGACACUCCUAGAUCACUUGUGCCAAUAUCGGGCAAGUCAGUACUGGCAGAGUAGCAGCCAGAGCUAUAGUAGACGGGCCUUCCACCGCCAACUUUUGUUUAUUGCAAGUCGCUGUAAGCUGAACAGACUUCCUGGCAUCUACUUUUAUUCGUGAAUAGAUCGAUAGGGAUGCGGACCUGCAUACGUCGUGUUAGCGAGUCGGCCAGGGUUGGCCGGCUCGCUGGCAAGACGCUGCUGCGCGUCGGCGUGCCAUCAUGCGAUGUGCGCACAGUCGCCGCGAAGGCGAUGACAGAGACGGCUGUGUUCCUGGAGGAGAUUGCGGUGUCGCAGACGCCCAAGCGCCUGCAGGGCCUCAUGCGGGUGCUGGAGGCGCAGGGCAGCUCGGCGCUGUCGCCCGCGGACCGGCGCGGCCUGCACCCGCUGCUGGUGCCGCUGGUGGCGCAGGGCGAGGACGUGACCUGCCUGCUGCGCUGGCCGGAGCCGUCGCAGUACAAGACCAUGCCGCUGCCGGUGGUGCGCAUGACGCGCGGCGCUGUGGGCAUGACGCUGGUGGCGCGCUCCGUGGACGAGCUGCUGCACCGGCUGCUGGCGGAGGAGGACUACGGGGCAGCAGACGCAGGCGCCACUGCCGGGCGGCCGCUGCUGGCGGCGGCGGGGCCGGACGCGGAGGGCUUGUUCAAGGCGGGCGACGUGGCGGCUGCGGGUCUGGGCGGCGGCAAGGGCGGGCAGCAGGGGCUGGCGCUGUACCUGAUCCGCAAGGCGGGCAUGUACCCGGAUGUGUGCGAGCAGCUAGCGCUGGGGCACCUGGCGCGGGGGGACAAGACAUCCGCCAUGGUUGCUGCUGAGUGGUACAUGCGCAACGGGCACUUUGUGGGCUGGGCGCGGCCGUACGAGUUCGCCUCCGACCUGUUCAUGCAGCUGGGCCGCGGCGAGGAGGGCAGGGACAUGGCGCGCAUGGGCCUGCGCCUGCCCUGGUGGUCCCUGCGCGCGCCCUUCCCCGCCGUGGCCACCACCGCGGCCCUGCCCGUGGAGGCAGACCGCGUCAUGUACCUACUCAGCGAGGAGGCGGCGGCGGCGGCCUCGGCCACCGUCAACAAGACCUUCCAGGCCUACCGCGAGCCCAAGACCACCAAGCAGCUGGCUCUGGAGCGCGCCACUGCGCUGAUGAACCGGGUGGUGGCGGGCGAGGCGGAGGGCGGCUACGACGGCAUCCGGGAGCAGCUGGCGGCGGCCUACAGCGAGGCGGGGCUCAGCGAUGUGGCCAACUUCAUCCAGGCCGCAUAAAUAGGGGAGGAGCGGGAGUACUGCAGGAGGAGGAGGAGGAGCGGGAUGGCAAGUUGAGAUAGGAGAGCGGGAUGCGUGGUGCAGGGGCUGUGCAGUGGGAGCGAGGUGGUGGUGAUGGCCGGGGCAACCUAGGCGUAGCGGCACAGGUGCAGGAGGUGGUGUGGGAGGGGUGGCUUGGAGCGUGAGGAUUGCGGAGCAUGAAGCACCAUACAGUGAGUGGAGCUCCCGGAGAUCAGAAGAGACGUAUGCGUGUUGCGAGUGACCGGUGCAGGAGGUGCUGCAUUGCACACGCUAGUGCAGUUGCCCUUUAAUGGUGAUGAGGCAUAGGCUGCGUUAGAAAUCGGAGACGAGCAGACGCACGCCACGUGGUACUGCUCUGGACUUGUCGCGCGUUACUAGGAGGUGAGGUCGUGGUGAAGCCCAGCCGUAGUCGUAUGGGUGUUGUGGCGUUUGCCAGGUGGCUGGCUAGCCAACAGACCGGCUGCUGAAGGAGCGGGUGGGGAGCUGGGCCUGUCUGGUGUGCGGGCUCACACCCCACCUCUGCUGGUGGUGUUGGUCACAGCGAGGUGCAUGAGCGGUGGGGGGGGGGGCCAAGCAGCGCUUAGCAAACACAGGCGCAGGGUCCCCUGAUCUGCACGAGGUGAUGCUUUGACCAGUGGAUACCGACUGACUGUCACCGAGAAGAGAGCUGAUGUGCACGCUUGAUGAAGUGGUCGUUGUUUGUAUGUCCUUGUGCGGCAAGAGGGAAAGCUUGAAGGGUUGGACUUUGCCGGUGCAGUUGGGCGUGCAGCCCAAGUCAAUUCUUGAAUGCGAUCAUCGGCAAUGAUGCUAUACUACUGUUCUGGCACGAUGCUUCAUUGUACGGCGUAAGGAGCGCUGACCUGGGAUCAGCUGUCAGGCGGAAGCGGCCUGGGGCUGGCAAGGGUGUCGGCGGGAAUGUGGCGUGCACAUGGGACUCCGGCUGGACGUGGAGCGCCAGAGCUCUGGAGAGGCUGGAAGUCACCGAAUGCCAUGCGCGCAGACGGCCAGGUGACGGCUUCAGGGGAACCUUGUGUCCUGGCCUCAGCUGGUCCCGCCUGUAAACUAUUCGAUGU
This is a messenger RNA of Chlamydomonas reinhardtii, 2447 nucleotides long. RefSeq lists its product as uncharacterized. Bases 238 to 1353 code for a protein of 371 amino acids. NCBI's taxonomy places the organism in Eukaryota, Viridiplantae, Chlorophyta, Chlorophyceae, Chlamydomonadales, Chlamydomonadaceae. The record is from RefSeq and is a predicted model, not a curated record. The transcript is spliced from 7 exons.